Messenger RNA from Rhopalosiphum maidis (corn leaf aphid), 3322 nucleotides. RefSeq names its product pre-mRNA-splicing factor CWC22 homolog (gene ncm). Lineage: Eukaryota; Metazoa; Arthropoda; Insecta; Hemiptera; Aphididae. Gene Ontology annotation, molecular function: protein binding; RNA binding. Gene Ontology annotation, biological process: mRNA splicing, via spliceosome. Gene Ontology annotation, cellular component: catalytic step 2 spliceosome. The record is from RefSeq and is a predicted model, not a curated record. The transcript is spliced from 12 exons. The coding region runs from base 146 to 3187 and encodes 1013 amino acids.
CUGAACGUUAUCUGAUCCGUAUCCAUGUUUAUUAUUUUUGCUUUUGAUUUAAGAUUGAAUUGAGUGAUUGUUAUUUGAUUCUUAACUUUAGAUUUAGUUGUACUUUAGUAGUUGUGUGUAUUUCUGAAUCUUCGUAUGUUUAGACAUGGAAAGUAAAGUGUGUAAAGUUAUUAAUGCUAAGAGGACCCACAGCGAUGACGAUGACGAUAAUACAAAUUCAAAACAAACAAGAAGAAACUCUAGUCGAGAUCGUCAAUCGACAAAAGAUAAAUAUGACAAGGGUGGUAGACGUAAUUACGAAGAGUUAAAAGUUGGUGAUCCAUACUAUUCGGGUGGUACUGCAUCGGAUUACCGUAAAGGCGAGGAUCGGUAUAAGGAUGAAUCUAGACAUAGAAGACGCCAUAGGAGUAGAGAUCGUCAAGAAAAAGAAAACAGAUCUAAAAAUACAGACAGUAAAAAAGAGGAAAAAAUUGGUGCUCCAUAUUAUUCUGGCGGAAUAGCAAGUAUUGAUGAACGUGAGAGUGGUGAAGAAACGAGUGACGAUGAAGAUGAUAAAAUUGGACAACGGUACUAUUCUACAGAAAACGCCGAUUCUCAAAGAAAGAAUAGUGAAAACUAUUGGAACAAAUACGCUAAAAAAGAUAAAAGACAAAACGAUGACGUAAGCGAUGUACCAUUACAUCAGAAAAAAACUGUGGAACUAUUAACAUCUAAAACUGGAGGUGCCUAUAUCCCGCCUGCAAAAUUGAGAAUGAUGCAAGAAAGUAUCACAGAUAAGUCAAGUGCUGCAUAUCAGAGAAUUGCCUGGGAGGCAUUGAAAAAGUCAAUACAUGGUCUGACCAACAAAAUUAAUGUAGAUAAUAUUGGAAAAGUUACUAGAGAUUUGUUACGAGAAAACAUUGUUCGUGGUCGAGGUUUAUUAUGCCGGUCCAUUAUGCAAGCUCAAUUAGCCUCAACAACAUAUACUCAUGUGUUUGCUGCUCUAGUGGCCAUUAUAAACACAAAAUUUCCAAACAUUGGAGAAUUAUUGUUGACAAGGUGCAUUGUACAGUUUAAAAGAGCAUAUCGCAGAAACGAAAAAUCUCAAUGUUUAGGAUCAGUAACAUUUAUUGCUCAUUUAAUCAAUCAAAGUGUUGCACAUGAAAUAUUAGCUUUAGAAUUAUUAACUUUAUUUGUGGAGACACCUACGGAAGAUUCUAUAGAGGUAGCUGUGGCAUUUUUGAAAGAAUGUGGACAGAAAAUGAGUCAAGUCAGCAAAAAAGGAAUGAACGCCAUUUUUGAUAUGUUACGCAAUAUAUUACAUGAUGGACAACUUGACAAAAGGGUACAAUACAUGAUAGAAGUAAUGUUUCAAAUACGCAAAGAUGGAUUUAAAGAUCACCCAGCUGUAAUUGAACAACUCGAUUUAGUACCUGAAGAGGAUCAAUUUACACAUUUACUAACUUUAGACUCUGCUAAAGAGCCCCAAGAUAUUCUGAAUGUUUAUAAAUUUGAUCCGGACUUUGAAGCUAAUGAAGAACGUUAUAAAUCAUUGAGAGCUGAAAUAUUAGGGUCAGACAAUGAAGAGGAAAGUGGGUCAGAAAAUGAUGGUGAUGAUGAUGAGGAUGAUGAUGAUGAUGAUGAUGAUGAAGAUGAUGGUGAAGAAAAAGAAGGAGAAGGUAAAGUUAUUAUUGAUAAUACAGAAACAAACAUGAUAUCAUUACGUAAAACAAUUUACCUAACAAUACAUUCAUCAUUGGAUUAUGAGGAAUGUGCUCACAAAUUGAUGAAAAUGCAAUUGAAACCGGGUCAAGAAAUAGAAAUGUGUCAUAUGUUUUUGGAUUGUUGCGGUGAACAAAGAACCUACGAAAAAUUUUUUGGCCUUUUAGCACAAAGAUUUUGUCAAAUAAAUAAUAUGUUUAUUGAGCCAUUAGAAAAAAUUUUUAUCGAUAGUUAUGCAACUGUUCACCGUUUGGAGACAAACAAAUUACGCAAUGUAGCCAGAUUCUUUGCACAUUUAUUGUUUACAGACUCUAUAUCAUGGGUUGUCUUAUCCACAAUACAUCUAAACGAAGAGGAGACAACUUCUUCUAGUAGGAUUUAUAUUAAAAUUCUGUUCCAAGAACUAGCUGAACACAUGGGACUUAAUAAAUUGAAUGCUCGAGUUCAGAAUCCGGAAUUAAAACUAGCUUUUGAAGGAAUUUUCCCUAAAGAUAACCCAAAAAAUACUAGGUUUUCUAUCAAUUUUUUCACCUCUAUUGGUUUAGGAGGCUUAACUGACGAAUUGAGAGACUUUUUAAAAGUACAACCCAAACAAGUUCCCGCUGUUGCUACAAUUAUUGACCAGCUUUCAGAAUCAUCAGAUAGUGACAGUGACAGUAGUUCUAGUAGUAGCAGCAGUAGUAGUAGCAGCAGUAGUGGUAGCAGCAGUAGUAGUAGCAGCAGUAGUGGUUCCAGCAGUAGCAGCAGCAGCAGCAGUAGCAAUAGUUCAAGCAACAAAAAAAAUAAAAAAAGAAAAGAUCAUGAUAAAUCUAAAAAAAAUGCAGAAAAGAAGGAAAAUGAAAAACCUAAAAAAAACGAGAAAAAAAAUAAAAUUGAUAAACCUAGAAAAUAUGAAGAAAAAAAGGAUAAUGAUAUACCUAGACAAAAAGAAAACAGAAAUGAAAAUGAUAAUUGGAAAAGAAAUGAAGAUAAAAAAGAUAAUGAUAAAUCUAGAAAAUAUGAAGAUAGAAACGAAAAAUCUAAAAGAUGCGAGGAAAGAAAGGAAAGUAAUGAUAAACCUAAAAGAUAUGAAGAAAGAAGAGAUAAUGACAUGUCAAGACGAAACGAAGAAAGAAAGGAUAAUGACCGAUCUAGAAAAUAUGAAGAUAGAAAUGAAGAUGAUACAUCCAAGAGAAAUGACGAAAGAAAGGAUAAUGACCGAUCUAGAAAAUAUGAAGAUAGAAAUGAAAAUGAUACAUCCAAGAGAAAUGAUGAAAGAAAGGAAAAUUAUAAACCUAGAAGAAAUGAAGAAAGAAAAGAAAAUGAUAGACCGAGGAGAAAUGAAGAAAAAAAAGAAAAUGAUAGAUAUAGUAGAAAUGAAAUUGACAAAGCUAAAAGAAAUGAAAAUGAAAAAUCUCGAAGAAAUGAUGACAGAAGAGAAAAUGAUAGAUCUACAAGAAAAAAUGAAGAAGGGAAAGAAAAUGAUAGACUUGCAAGAAAACGGUAAACUACAUGGUUCUGUUUUAUAUUCUUUUAACUUUUUAAAUAUAUAUAUAUAUAUAUAUUAUGUAAUAUUUAAGCAUUUAAUGUCAGUAAUUAUUUUGAAACUUCAAAAAUAAAAUGAUUUAUUGAUUUUAAUUAA